AUGAAUCCGCUAGACUAUCUACCUCCCGAUGUCUUCACGCACGCCUGGGUAGCCCCAACACGCGCCGUGCAGACCCUGGGGCCGCAUGUCUGCGUGGUGGGUCCGCGUUAUGAGCGUGUGGAAGUUGGGGUUGUGGCGAUGGAUGGCAUCGAGCCGCCACCGCCUCCUCAGUUCGAGGUCGUGUGCACCGGUCACACACGCACCUUUCUGCCCACCCCGCACCCCGGCAGCUGCCCGCUCGACUACACUGCUCUCUUCGUGACGCUGCAUCGCCGGCAGAGGGAAAAGAUUACCUGCCUUCAUGCAUCGCGUCCGGUGCCGCUACUUGCCUCCGGAUCUCCACGGACAAAACGGCUACAUGAGGCUUCCCCUUCAGCUGCCGCUGGUGGCUGGAUGACGGCUCGCACACCACCGUCGUCAGCAGCACCGUACGCCUCUCAGAACGCGGAACUCGACAUUCCUGGGCGUCACGUGGUACGCUUCGCGACGUCUGCGGGCCACUCAACCGCUCUUCCCUCAGACUCCUCGGAGGGCAGGCUCGCUGCGGUGGAGCGUCCCGUACCGGAGUCGGUGGCGCCCACGCCGAUGUCAACUGCGGCGCUGUCGAGCCCUGUAGGGCCUGUUCAUCACCAUCACCACCGUCAGCAGCCGCAGCAGCAGCAACAGCCCCAUCAACCCCUGGGCACCGGCCAACCGCACCAUCACCAUCAGCGACGGCCACGGCCAGAUCCGCAGCGCAUGCAGUACCGCGUCGGCCGCAGUGGCAGCACGCAGCCCCUGCCUCUCCCUGAUUUACACGGUGGAACGCCCUCGAACACCGGCAGCACCACCACACCCCUCCCCACGCGGCAGACGGAGGAGGCUGCGCCGCAGCCGUUGGCGCGUCUCCUGUCCUCCCUCCCGCCCUCCUCCGCGGCCCUCUCCUUCUCACCCGCCAUCGCUUCAUCAGCGUCCACCUCGAUGCCGCGCGACACCGCGUCAGCCGUCUCUCUCGCCGUCAGCUCCCUACGCCCUUCUGUCACUCGAGCGAUUUCCACGGAGACGGCGGAGGCGACCGCGCUUCCCAGCGACACUGACCGCCACUACAUCCUCAUGGGUCGCGACUCGCCUUUCCUUGCCGGUAGAGAUGACGCACCAGCUGAGGCAGCCAUGGAAAACUUGCAGCAGUCACGCUGGCUUCUUUCGCGGCACCCACGUCAACGCGUGAGUGGCGGCAAUGCCAAUGCGGUGGUCGACGAAGUCGGCGCUGGCGCCCACGGCGAGGUGGGUACACGAGAACGACUGCAGCAGCACCAGCAGCAGCUUCAACGCACUCUGGAGUGGCAGUGCCAGCUCGAGCUGCUCACGUUCGAUUUUGACGACGGCAUGGGUGACGCAAGAGGGCCACAGCAACCCACGGCAGAGCACAUGCUUCUCUCCCCGGACGCACCAGACGCUCAUCGGUCAGCGAGCGAGGGACCACGACGAGGGCGAGCUGCUGCUGCUCCUGCUGCGCCGUACGUGUUCCGUGGAACCGGCGCACAUGACGCGGACGAGAUUCGCGCGGACUCUGUCGUCGUCGCUCGGGGUUUGCCUCUCGCCUGGACGCAAACGCCCAGGCGUGGGAGCACCUCACCGUCACCGCAGCAACACGAUCUCCCAUUGUGGUGGCAGAGAGGACAAGCUGCGCAAAGGCGGUGUCCACAACCGGACGCUGCACCGCAGGCCCACAGCGAUGAUCAGCAGCUGUCGCCGUCUCCAGCAGCAGCCGUUGGAGAAGAUGCGCAUCCUCACCACACAGCGUCCGCACCGCAGCGCACUACUGGUGCGCCGUCCUCCACGCCGGCAUCCUCUGUGGUUGCGUCGCGAUCUGCAGCACCACACGCGACGUCGGUCAGCACACGUGCGGCGCAGAUGCUCCUAUCGCCGUCCAUACGCGUCGAUCGCGAUGAGCGCAGCGCCUCUCUGCAUGUUCCCCUUUCCUUCGCUACCGCGGGUGUUGUCGACGUCGACGACACCAUGGUGACAUCGUCUUGUGGAGUUCUCCCGUCACCGAUUCCGGUGGAUCACUUGCGUCGCCCUUCACUGCCCACCGCAGCACUCACAGACGUCGUCCCAUCAAGCCGGGUGCCCAGCGAAGAGGUGUGCUGGGCAGAGGGAAUAAUGUGCCUGGGCGACAGCAGUCGAGGAGUCUCUGCGUCUGCGCAUCCCCGAAACAGAGUGAGCGCCUGCAACAGUCCCGCAGGCGCUGCAACGUACCCAGAGGCCGUGAUUGCCGCAGUGGUGGCCGGCACGGUUGGCCAUCGUGCGUGGAAGCUGGAGUCCCGCUGCAGCCCCUGCCCUUCAGCGAGCGCAACCGGGCGGACGGCGGCCUCUGAGCGCAGUAGUCGCGAUGAUGUCGACUUCGAGAGAAGCACAUCAGAAGCGCACCGGGGCGAUGUGUUCGAGGAGGACGCUGGGGCGGUCGAUGAGGAGAUACCGUUUGUGCGGCGCACCAGCCCUGGCACGAGUGACGGUACCGGCAAAGAGAGCGGCAGUCACCGCAGCAGUGGUACCCCAGGCGCAGCGGAGCCACAUGGCGAGAUUUUUAAGCCGUCGGCCUCAGCGGGCGGAUGUGACGACGAUUGCGUGCGCAGCCGUCGUGAUCCCCAACUGCUGCCCUUGUCUCGCGCCGCGUCCUUGUCCUCGUCCUCGUCCUCGUCACCCGCUCCGUGGCACUUUCGCACCGUCACGAAGGCUGGCGACAUCGACGUGGACGCGGCAUGUGAGGAGGUCGGCGAAGCCGGUGACUCCGCCAACACCCCGGCGGUGGCCGCCACGACGUCCCCGAUGGUCUACCUCUCCGAUAUGCUCCGUCUCUCCUUCUCGCCGGAUAACGGGGCCGACGGCGCUGCCGUCGUCGCGGCGCAGAAGGCGCACCGCACGGCCACGGCGCGUGUAGGUGCUCAGGACCGCUACAUGUGCGACCCCCACAACCGUCGGCAUCAGUCAUGGACCGUUCUCGCUGACGAUGGCGCCGGCAGCUCUCUUUGCAGAAGUGCCGCGUCGACAUCCUCCAGCCCGCCCUCGCAAAUCCGGACUGCCAUUCGUUAUUUGAUGGACAUGGAAGACGAGGUGGUGUCCGACAGCAACCUGUCGAGGUCGCCACUUUCGCCGCUCGACGUGACGCGUGGCAGGUGCGGGACUGCCGCCAGCAUGACCACAACGGGGCCCUCCACCUGCACGCCGCACCGAGUCGCCGGCCGCCUCGCACUAUCCGCAGACGAGCGGCGCCUACACGCCUCAAUGGCGAGCACCGUUGCGUGGGGUAGAGCCAACGGAAGUGAGCACACCCACCAUGGCACUACAGCAACGGCCGUCACCGCCACUCCGGAGGAAUCCUCCGAGCAGUCCUCUAUACUCUCCAUCUUCUCCACUCCGACGCAGACACGUUUGCAGUCGCUGCUGCAGGCGUCCACGUGGUCCACGGCGACGCCGUGCUCGCAGGAGAAGGGGACCAGCAAUCACAGCAGCAGGCGGAACUUUCAUCGCCAUCCACAGAUUCCCUCCACAAUGUCGACUGGGGGGCGGACGAGUCCGCGCGCGAUGAGAGAAGACAGCGAUGACGUCGAAGACGAGAUCAAGAUGGGGACCGCCGACCAGAACCCAUACGGCCGCUUCCCCACGCCAGCGCCCACUGCGCCGGCGCGGCUCAUGACGCCGUGCGACCAGACUAAGAGAAAGUGCGACAACGGCGGCGUCCGCCACAGCCCUGGUAAAGGUCACGAGCCUCAGCAUCUUGUCCGCGAAGGGGGGCAAGGCGGCGAUGAUGUACACUCGCGCGGCAGUAGCAGCAUGACACCAACGCGUCUAUCUGGUGUCUGUGCCUCCCCUGCAGCAGUGCGGGCGUCUGCCACCUUGAUGGUGACCCCGUCAAGGGCGGCGGUCGCAGAAGCCGCCCUGGCGGCGGCCUCACCCUUGCAUCCGUCGCCCUUUCGCGGCUCCGGCUCCUUCCUGCAGGUGCAUCCCGCCUGGAGGGGCAGCACCUCGACAGCGGCGCCGAGCGGUGCGAACUGGCUGUCGCUCUCGCAGGAGGAGGACAUUCAGCUCUUGGCUCGCACGACACGCCUCACGCACGCGCGAGGCGGCUCGACGACGGGGGCGCUGACACCCAAGGUAUGCGAACUGGCGCGCUCUUCCCGGCAGCCCCCGCCCUCCCCACCCUCAUCCCCUUCGCGGCGCUCCACCGGCUCGCUCAGCUUUUUCCUGGCGGGAGCAGCGGCCUCUCCGGGGAGUGGAGGCGGCAUCCGUACGAGCGGUGGUGACGGUUGUAGCGAAGACGACGAGGGACGAGGCGUGCACGCGGCAAGCAGCGCGGUCUACGGCAGCGCGGUGGCACGGCGACGCUCUUGGGCACCGCGGAAGCAGCAGCAGAAACGGCGGCGGCGGCGACAGUCACACUCGUCCGUGGGCAUACACUCCCCAUCCGUCAGCGUCCGCGGCAUAAGUCGCACCGACAGCAGUGGCAGUCGCUUCAGCGAGGCCUUAGGAGUAGCGCCGCAGCGGUUAACGUUCGGGAGUGCCAUCGCCCCCGUCUCCGUCGCCAACAGCAACACCGGCAGUGUCGAGCGUUGGCCAACGGGGUAUUCUACCCCCACUGCGCUUGCCCUCUCCCAUCAACGUCAGCAGCGACAGCACCGCGUGCCUCCGCCGCCCUAUGCGUUCUCGCCUGGCGAUGCGCCCCGUCGCGGCGACGGUGUCGAGGAAGCAGCGGAAACCAGUCCCCACUGGAUCCCUCUAUCGUCGGAGCAGCGCGCCCCCUCGCCGCGACAGUCGUGGGCGUUCCCGGCGUCGUCACCCCUGUCGCUCUCGCCCUUUGCGCCCCGUACGCCGAGCGGACGGCUAUCGCUGCCGUCCACCGAGUUCAACCAGGCCCCACUGCGACACGGCGAGACGCGAGACGCCUUCAGAACCCGGUCUCUCCCCUCCACCUCGAUCGCCAGUGCCGCUGAGCAGCGGGCGCAGCACGUGCGUGGAUCCUCUCGUCGGAGCCGCAGUCUCGGCAGCGGCAGCGGCAGGGGCAGCCUUCGCGACAUUGGCGGCCGCCGCCGUGCGAAUCGCGCCUUGUCCUUCUCCACACUGCGCUCAUCACCUUCCGUCCUUGCGACGCCCACCGUGGGGGCAGGGCUGGAGUACGCGCUGGGCGCUGCCACGCCAUUGGGCGGACGCAUUGACGCUCCCUCUCCGUCUCCUCUCAACAGCGGCCGUCAGCGUCGGACGAGCAGUGACAGCAGCAUGAGGAGGAGCAGGGAGAGCCUUCACAUCACCAGCAGCGGCCGCUCUCGCGCCUCAGCGUCGCUUAUGCUACAGCUCCAGCCGGUCCAGCCCCGGACCUCUUCUACGGCGCCGCAGCCGACUCUUGCCGACGAGCUGCGCUUGUUCGCUAGUCCCGUCUUCCCCACCGCCCCCAUCGAGCCGCUGGUGUCCCCCUCUUCCUCUGCCACGGCCCCACUCCCCCUAGCCACGUUCAUCGCCUCGCCGCCGCGAAGGACGGGACCGCCUACCUCUACCAUCGCGCCACCUUCCACGUCUUCUCUUGUGCAUUCACCCGCCCAACGACCAUCUCUCCCACCGGAGCUGCUGGCAUUGAUGCAGAUGCGCACUUCGGCAUCAUCGACAUCGGCGGCAGCGGCAGAGACGCACCGCGAUCCAGGUGACGCACCGUCGUCGACGUCACCACAAGCGGCAGAGAGCGGAGCAAUGGCCCCGCCGUGCGUCUUUGCCUCUUACGGCAAGCCAGUGCAGCGGCGAGGCUGCAGCGAGCGACGUGACGUCAAUGUGGAGCCCGGACAGGGAAGCCCGUCCUCUCCCCACCGGCCUGAGGGCUCUCCCACCGCAGUGAGAAGGGAGGUGGAGUGA
Messenger RNA from Leishmania mexicana MHOM/GT/2001/U1103, 5877 nucleotides. RefSeq lists its product as hypothetical. The transcript has a single exon. The coding region runs from base 1 to 5877 and encodes 1958 amino acids. The record is from RefSeq and is a predicted model, not a curated record. Lineage: Eukaryota; Euglenozoa; Kinetoplastea; Trypanosomatida; Trypanosomatidae.